AUGCUAGGUUUGCGAACUCAUGGUUUAGACAGGUAUGAACAUUAUAUUCGUCGCCCGUCGGAUUUUGGCAAACUUGAGCUGCAAGAUUGGUUGAAUCAUAAGUCAUUCCGAGUUUCCCCCAAUUUAUUAAUUGAUUCAAGCACCACACGUGAGUGGAAUGAACCUGAGCUUUUUUAUCAAAAUACCGAGGAUGAAACUUGGGUGAGACCUUGUGUAGGGCCAAAGCUAGAACCAUCAAUGAUGAUGCUCAGAUAUCACGAUUCGAAUAUUGGUCAAAUGCCUCAAUUUUGUUAUCCAAUCUCAAGUCCGAUAAAUUUUAAACCAGUAUUAAAAUACAUUUUGCAAGAACGUUCUGAACUGUCAGACGGCUUCCCUCAAAAGUAUAACACACUAAUAGGUAGUCUUUUUGACAUUGAUAAAAACCCAGAAACCUUAGAUGAUUCAGAUAUAGAAGCAUUGGAUGACAUAGAAAUGAGCAGUGACAGCGGUAAUGUUAAAGAACCAAAAAUUGAAUUGCAGGCGCUGGAAGAAAUCCAACAAAAGCAUUUCAGUUUAAUAGUAUCCAACAAUGGAAUCUUUCAAACAGGUAGCACUUCAAUAACAUACAUACAGUCUGGCAUAUCUGGCAGCAUAGCUAUAAAACCCAACAACGUUGCAAUUUUAAUAUUACUCACUCAACCAAGUGGUCACUUAUUGUCUAUUUUACCGCUUGAUGACGGUAAAGAGACAUAUUUGCUACAAUAUUGGAACCUGGGACAAAAAGGUCAGUGGAACAUAAUCAAGCACCAAAACGAGAAGCAGUUUGUUCUUAUACAUAAGGAACUAGGCAUUUGCAAAUUUUUUGAAUUCCAUUUACCAUUUACUUUUCAAUUAGUAAACAAUUUAACAUUGACCGAUUCCGUGAUUAUGAACGGAUCCUUUUUCCCAACAAAUUACACUGAUUUAGAUCCCUAUUUCAUUAUAUUUAUAACAGCCAUAAGAUAUGAAAGGAUAGUCUACUUUGUCAUAGAAUGGAACAACAACGAAAUAAAGAAAAAAGAGGUAUAUCAAUUGACAGUAUUUGAUGGUGAGAAGACUAAUAUGACAAUACCCAUUGGACUAAAUGCAUGUUUAGUCGAAACACCCCUAAAGUUCUCUUUAGUUUCUGCAAAUCAAAUUAUGUCAGGAGAGACUGAAUUCCACUCAUUCCAAUUGAAGGCUCUCAAGGGAAUCAAGUCAUUUUUUCCAGCUCCUUUAUUGUUAUUAAAAUUACAAGAACUACACCCACAUACAUUUAAAAAAUUCCAAUAUUGUACCAUAAUAUCCUCCUCGACAGGAAAUAUUUGUUUUUGCGUCACCGAACGAUCGACAAUAGUAAAUGGUAAUUUAAAAUUUUACGAGCUAACUAGGUUCAAAGGAUUGAAAUCCAUUUCACCACUACCUUCAAAUCCGAUAAAUUUAGACUCCAGAUCCUCAAGUUAUGUACUGGUGGUCAUAAGUUUUAGUAGAACAUUAGAGCUAACAUUAUCUCUAGAAGAUUUGAGAUGUUUAGAUAAAAAAGACGUUAUUAAGCCUUUGAAAAAUAUCACCUUCAAGCACACAAUUGAUAGUUCCACAGAGGAGAACUCUCAAAUUUUAGCAUUUACGUCUUCUAAAUUUUAUAACACACACACAGGCUCUAACAUCAAUGACACGAGAAAUUCUCAAGUUUGGCUUACCUCACCAAAUGCAAUAACUCAACCUUGCAUUGAUUAUAAACUCAGGAAAACUCAUCAACUUAUCCACUUAAAGCAAUUUCAAAUUUUUAGACAUCUUAGGAUAUGGAAAUGUAAGAACCUUGAUAUUGCUCUGUUACAGAGACUUGGAAUAAACCAGUCAAAUACCGAAAGUUCGUUAAUUUUUGCGACCGACGCUGUUUCUAACAACAGAAUAUUUUUAUUAGAUUUAACUAUGACAACGACAAUCGAUAAUGAUGAUCCCGUUCAAGGACUGAUAAAUAUAGAAGAUUUACUAUGUGAUACUGAAAACGAAACUAUCCUUCUAAAUUUUACGAAAAAUAACUUGAUUCAAGUAACUAGGGAUACGAUAUACAUCGAUCCCAUUGGUGGGGACAAAGAGUUGCGUAAGAUUUCUCCAGGUUGGGAAUUCGAAAACGUUACAUACAAUGAUGGUAUUUUAAUAGUUUGGAAUGCUGGGCUUGGCUGUGUCUCUUAUAUUGAAAAUAUAGACGCUGUUGAUGAGUCUGGCGCCUUAGUUUCAAACUUAAGCAGCAGCAAAGGCAUGAGCAAGUUCUUCAAGCAGUUAGGAACUGUCACGAGUGUCAAUUUUCAAAUCAAAGAGUCUACAGAUGAUCCAACCAAGUAUGACAUUUGGAUCCUUUUACCAGACUGUGUCAUUCGUACACCCUUUUCUGACUGGAUUAGUGAUUCACUUGAUUUUUCUGAUGUGUAUAUUUUGAGUGUUCAGCAGGCGUUAAUAAACGGCCCUUAUUUUUGCUCUCUCGAUUAUGAAUCAUAUUUUGAGGUGCACACUUUACAGAACAACUGCUUCAAAAAAGGAUCCAGAUGUACAAGCAGAGUUAAUUUUCAAGGGAAAGAUAUUAAAUUUAGAAGCUUUGGUGUGAAUCAAUGUUUGGCAUUUAGUGCAUUUGAAAUUUUUGUCAUCAAUUUAACGCCAAUUCACGACAGUAGAGAAUUGGAUUUUUACAAGCUAAAAUUACCGCACCUAGGUAAUAACAAUUCAAUUCUUGAAGUCUGUCCGGACAUAGAAAACAACCAAUUAUUCAUACUCUACUCUGAUGGCUUAAGAAUCCUCGAACUAUCAUACCUAACAUCAAAUAAUGGAAAUUUCUUAUUAAAAUCUACAAGAAGCAAAAAUAAGAAAUUUUUAUAUCUAGACAAAAUAAAUCGAAUGCUGGUAUUGAAUCAGGACUUGAGGGAAUGGGAGUGUAUUAGACUAUCAGAUGGUAAGGCAGUUGGUUUAGAUUCUCAACUUCUUAAGGAUGAUUCUGAAGAAAUCCUAGAAAUAAAGGAAUUACCAAUAGCAACAGAGGACAAUCCUUUAGAAAAGAAAACUGUAUUAUUGAUCUCUUUUACUAGCUCAUUAAAACUAGUUUUAUUAACUGCUGCAAAAAACAAAAUUUCCAAUCAAAUAAUAGAUUCGUAUAAACUUGACAAUUCAAGACUCCUCAAUCAUUUGGUCAUUACUCCCAGAGGUGAAAUAUUCUUUCUGGAUUAUAAAGUUAUGGGCACCGAUAACGAAAUGUCCUUUAACAAGUUGAAAGUCACAAAACAUUGCAUUGACCAGGAGGAGAGAAAUAAUACGACUUUGCGGCUCACUUUGGAAACCCGGUUUACAUUUAAGAGUUGGAGUACAGUUAAGACGUUUACUGUAGUAGGCGAUAAUAUCAUUGCUACCACAAAUAUGGGCGAAAAGCUCUACUUGAUUAAGGAUUUCUCUUCAUCAUCUGACGAAUCGAGAAGGGUGUAUCCCUUGGAAAUGUAUCCUGAUUCAAAAGUUCAAAAGAUAAUACCAUUAAAUGAAUGCUGCUUUGUUGUUGCCGCUUACUGUGGAAAUAGGAACGAUUUAGAUUCAAGAUUAAUUUUUUACUCUUUACCCACCAUCAAAGUUGGGCUUAAUAACGAAACAGGCAGCCUACCAGAUGAAUAUGGGAAUGGGAGAGUCGACGACAUAUUCGAGGUUGACUUUCCUGAAGGAUUUCAAUUUGGCACUAUGGCUUUGUAUGAUGUUUUACAUGGUGAGAGGCACGUAAAUCGUUACAGCGAAGGCAUACGGUCGGAGAAUGACGAAGCAGAGGUUGCCCUAAGGCAGCGUAGAAAUUUACUACUCUUUUGGCGAAACCACUCUUCUACACCAAAACCUUCACUACGCCGAGCCGCCACUAUAGUAUAUGAGGAUCAUGUAUCAUCCCGUUAUUUUGAGGAUAUAAGUUCUAUAUUAGGAAGCACUGCAAUGAGAACUAAAAGACUAUCUCCCUAUAAUGCGGUAGCAUUGGACAAGCCUAUUCAAGAUAUUAGUUACGAUCCCGCAGUACAAACUUUAUAUGUGCUAAUGGCAGAUCAAACAAUUCACAAAUUCGGCAAGGACAGGUUGCCUUGCCAGGACGAAUACGAACCAAGAUGGAAUUCUGGCUAUUUGGUUUCAAGAAGGUCAAUAGUUAAAUCUGACCUCAUCUGUGAGGUUGGGUUAUGGAACCUUAGCGAUAACUGCAAGAACACAGUAUAA
Messenger RNA from Saccharomyces cerevisiae S288C, 4224 nucleotides. It is a transcript of the gene MMS1, whose product is annotated as Mms1p. The transcript has a single exon. The coding region runs from base 1 to 4224 and encodes 1407 amino acids. NCBI's taxonomy places the organism in Eukaryota, Fungi, Ascomycota, Saccharomycetes, Saccharomycetales, Saccharomycetaceae. The record is from RefSeq and is marked reviewed. Gene Ontology annotation, cellular component: nucleus.